UGCGAUCCAUUCUUUUAUGAUGAUGAAAUUGCUAAAAACCAUUUUAAUGAGGAAGAACUUGAAGAAAUUUCUAGUAUUUCUGCUCCAAUGAUACAUAAUUUAUCGGACAAUAUUAUCGAAUAUCUCAAAAAAUUUGUAGACAAGAAAUCACCUAAAGAACUUCGUACAACUAUUAACGAGAUUGACGAAAGAUUCGAUAAAAAUUAUGAUAAGCAUAACUAUCAUGAUUUCGACUACAUAAGAUUUGCGCUUUAUGCAUUAUAA
Molecule: messenger RNA, 264 nt
Organism: Entrophospora candida
Lineage: Eukaryota; Fungi; Glomeromycota; Glomeromycetes; Entrophosporales; Entrophosporaceae
Source: the annotation of a GenBank genome assembly